CCAAACAGCUUCCCUCCUCCUCUCAGGGCCCAGGACUGUUGCUCCUGCAGCAGAGACGGGACAGUGAUCCAGACUGGAAGAUCUCGAGUCUGGAAUGCUGCCGUGCCACAGCUGCUUGGGUCGAAGUGCUGCGAGGCUACUACCGAGAGACAUAUCUUCCCGAAGCUGGAAUCAUGUUCCAGUGUGGCGACAGGCAGGCCAUGCUGGUGCUGGAGAUGGGUAUCCUGGUGACUGUGCUGGUGGCAGGGAGUGCUGGACAGAACUCUGACAGACGGGAGGUCGGAUCCUCCUGCUUUGGAGGAUUUGAUCUCUACUUUGUUUUGGACAAGUCCGGGAGUGUGCUGCACCACUGGAAUGAAAUCUAUUACUUUGUUGAUCAUCUUGCUCAUAAAUUCAUCAGCCCUCAGCUCCGGAUGUCGUUCAUUGUGUUUUCUAAAGAAGGAAGGAUCCUGAUGAAACUGACAGAAGACAGGGAACUCAUUCGGGCUGGACUUGAGGAGUUAAGGAUGGUACAACCUGGGGGAGACACCUUCAUGCAUAAAGGCUUUGAGAAGGCCAGUGAACAAAUCUACUAUGCAACUGGCUAUGGUUACCGAACGGCCAGUGUCAUCAUUGCCUUGACCGAUGGAGAGCUGAGGGAGAAUCAGUUUGACCUGGCCGAGAGAGAGGCAAGUCGAUCUCGUCAGUUGGGGGCUUCAGUGUACUGUGUGGGAGUGAAGGACUUCAAUGAAACUCAGCUUUGGACGAUAGCUGACAGCAAGGACCAUGUGUUCCCUGUGAACGAUGGCUUUGAAGCCCUACAAGGGGUUAUUGACUCGAUCUUGAAGAGGUCAUGUAUAGAGAUCCUAGCUGUAGAGCCCUCCAGUAUAUGUGAGGGAGAAUCCUUUCAAGUUGUGGUCAGUGGAAACGGUUUCCUGCAUGCCCGCAGCGUGGAGAAGGUCCUCUGUAGCUUUGUCAUCAACGACACCCUCACCUUGAUGAAGAGGCCCCUGGUGGUGAGGGAUACUUAUCUGUUGUGUCCAGCUCCUGUGUUGGAAAAGGAGAGAACGACUGCCACCCUCCAUGUCAGCAUGAACAAUGGCCUGAGCUUCAUCUCCAGCUCUGUAACCAUCACUGCAGUUAGCUGUUCUGACGGGACAUACUUGGCAAUUGCUCUGCUCAUCCUUCUCCUCCUGUUGACGGUAACCAUGCUGUGGUGGUUCUGGCCCCUAUGCUGCACAGUGAUCAUUCACGAGCCUCCUCCUCCAGAAAUGGAGGAUAGCUCUGAUGACGAGGAUGGGUUCCCAAAGAAGAGGUGGCCCACGGUGGAUGCGUCCUACUAUGGAGGACGAGGAGUGGGUGGCAUAAAGAGGAUGGAGGUCCGCUGGGGAGAUAAAGGCUCCACGGAGGAAGGUGCCAAGCUGGAGAAGGCUAAGAACGCCCGCGUGAAGAUGCCCGAGGAGGAGUUUGAGUUUCUUCCAAGUCGUACCCUUAACAAUGGCAUGCACAAGCCCAUCAGAGCCCAGAAGUGGUACUCACCCAUCAAGGGCAAACUGGAUGCUCUCUUGGUGUUCAUGAGAAAGGGCUACGACAGGGUGUCUCUGAUGAGACCACAUCCUGGAGACAAGGGAAGAUGCAUAAUCUUCACGCGGGUGAAAUCGUACCCCGCUCCGCGCUACCCAAUCUACAAUCACCCCUCCACCCCCAUCUACAGCCUCCCUCAUAGCUAUCAUGACCCUCAUUCGCAAGACACCCUCUCACACAGGCCCCCCUCCCCCACCUCCACGCUACCGCCCCUGCCCUCCACGCCGCCCCCGUCCUCCAUCACCCCUCCCCCUUACACCCCGGCUCCAACCAGAGCUCUGCCCUCGACCUCUGUUAGCCCUCCGCCAUCUCCACCCACCCCGCCGCCCCUUUGCUCCCCCACCCCGCCUUCCCUUCCCGUGUUUUUGCCUCCCGAGCCUCAGGCACCCCCCCCACAAAGAGCCCCCCCCCCCUCCCGUCCUCCCCCGCGCCCCUCUAAUUAG
Osmerus eperlanus (European smelt) is the source of this 2006-nucleotide messenger RNA. RefSeq names its product ANTXR cell adhesion molecule 1b (gene antxr1b). Gene Ontology annotation, molecular function: transmembrane signaling receptor activity. The transcript has 19 exons. Lineage: Eukaryota; Metazoa; Chordata; Actinopteri; Osmeriformes; Osmeridae. Gene Ontology annotation, cellular component: cell surface; plasma membrane. The record is from RefSeq and is a predicted model, not a curated record. The coding region runs from base 174 to 2006 and encodes 610 amino acids.